AUGGCAUCAAGCUACCCCGGCAGCAGCACGAAACUAACUCUCAGGGACGGGACAACAUACGCUUACGUCUGUAUUCCUCCCUCCAUUCCAAGGAAACCAACGUUCCUCUUGCUUCACGGGUUUCCAAGUUCAAGUUAUGAAUGGCGCCAUCAAAUUCCCCUCCUUUCUUUCCUGGGUUAUGGAGUCAUUGCUCCUGAUCUCCUUGGAUAUGGAAAUUCGGAUGCACCGGGUGAAUUGGAGGCAUAUGAGUUCAAAAGGAUGGCAAAUCAUCUGGCCGAGAUUCUGGCGUACGAGAAGUUGGAAAAGGUUAUUGGGGUAGGUCAUGACUGGUACGAAAUUUCAUUCCCUUGAACAGUAGGAAUGUAUGCUGAAAUCGAAACGAGGGGCUCUGGACUCCUGUCUCGCUUCAACACCUGGCACUCAGACAAAUUACUGGCAGCAGUUUGGGUAGCUACCGGUUAUGCAGAGCCUGGAACCGAACCAAUGGAUAUAGAUGCAAUAAACGCUUUCACUGCAGACAGAUUCGGCCACCCCGCGAUGGGAUACUGGAAGUUUUUCGACAAGCCUGAAGCUGGAAGGAUUCUCGAUGAGAAAGUGUGUUUUCCAGUUUUAAAUCCUCUUCAUUAUUCCUGACAUUUCUUUUACUUAGCCAGAGAGAAUCACAAGCAUAUUGUAUCCUCCAAGCCCAGAACUCUGGAAAGAGAAUUUAGGUCCUGUAGGAGCACUUGAAAAGUGGUUGAAUAGUGACAACAUCUUACCACCAUUGCCAGGCUGGCUGAGUGAUGAAGAAUUCAAGAAACACAACAAAAUCAUGAAAAUAAAGGGAUACCAUGGUCCAUGCAAUUGGUAAGAACGCAUUUUCACUUCCAAGCACACUCCCCUAACACGGCUAAUCUGAUUAUCUUAGGUAUAAAUCAGCGAUAGCCAAUAUCGAUGCUGUUCACCAUAUGGAUUUACCAGAGGAAAGAAAGUAUGUCACUGUACCUGCUUUACUGGUGGUGCCAACAGACGAUACAUUCUUUCCCUCUGAGAUAUUGAUGAUGGGAAGUCAGUGGUAUCGAAACUUGAGAGUUGAAGAGAUCAGUGCCGCACAUUGGGCUCAACUCGAGGCCCCAAACAAAUUGAAUGAACUUUUAACCUCCUUUACAAAAGGGUUGGAGAGUCCUUGCGUCUCGGACUGCGAAAUCUGA
Messenger RNA from Hymenoscyphus albidus, 1190 nucleotides. The record is from the annotation of a GenBank genome assembly. Lineage: Eukaryota; Fungi; Ascomycota; Leotiomycetes; Helotiales; Helotiaceae.